CUACCUCAUACAAUCCCCUCGCCCACCAUGCCUAUCAUUCGUAAAGCUCUCUACACCGCCGUCCUUGGCACCACGGGUGUGACCGGCCUUGCUUUCUUUACCACCCGCAAAAGCAUCAUUGUCCCCGUCCCAGCCAUAGACCCUAUUUACAGCUCCUCGGCCUACCUCGCUCAGAACCCCAAUAACAACCCCGUGACGCAAGAUAUUGUCAUCCGGCGCUUACCCCUAUCGAGUAUCCGUCCCGAGCUCCUCGAAAAGGAGGGCGCGCUCGUAGAGGCUGCCACGGCCGGCGUGUUCGGGGGUCUGGCAUACGAAUUCCAGCGCCGCUAUCUCGAGCGCAAAUACCGCAAUCCCUCCACUGAGACGGAUCUCUGGACGCGCUCCGCCAUUAACUCCUCUGAUUUCGCAAAAGGCACCAUCAUCACUGACCACUUCGAGGUCGUGGACCGGUCGCCGACGCAAGUGACGGUGCGCUGUGGCGGGUCGCCUAGGGAGCAGGGAGUGAGGGGGGGGGAUGGGCUGUUCAAGGUUGCAGCGCGUGUUGAGAAGGAGAGGGGGGAGGUGGAGUUGAGCUUGACGAGUGUGUUUUUCCAGGGGAAGGGGGUGGCGGCGGCCCAGCCGAUGUCGCCGUGGAUUAAGUGGCUGCAUGGGGUCUAUGGAAAACUCUGGAUAGAGGAUGCGGCGAGGAGGGUGAAGGUGUAG
Messenger RNA from Pseudogymnoascus destructans, 702 nucleotides. RefSeq lists its product as uncharacterized. The coding region runs from base 28 to 702 and encodes 224 amino acids. The record is from RefSeq and is a predicted model, not a curated record. The transcript is spliced from 2 exons. NCBI's taxonomy places the organism in Eukaryota, Fungi, Ascomycota, Leotiomycetes, Thelebolales, Thelebolaceae.